This is a messenger RNA of Myripristis murdjan (pinecone soldierfish), 1967 nucleotides long. RefSeq names its product actin maturation protease (gene actmap). NCBI's taxonomy places the organism in Eukaryota, Metazoa, Chordata, Actinopteri, Holocentriformes, Holocentridae. The coding region runs from base 212 to 1129 and encodes 305 amino acids. The transcript has 7 exons. The record is from RefSeq and is a predicted model, not a curated record.
UCCGGCUUCCACAUUUCAUUGGUCAGACUAGAAGCUGCCAAAUAUGGAGAGACGCUCGUGUUAACUGUGCCUGGUGUUUGUGAAAUGUUUCCGACUAAAUAUUUGUGCGUACACUUCGCGGGUUGAGUUUCAAACGAAGGUCAUGUAAUAAGAAUAACGCGUCCGUGUGACCGUGUAGUGGCAGUGGCACAGCUUCCAGUGCUUGGAGAACAUGCCAGAGGAGCGCCCCAUGUCUCCUCCUCCUCCUCCUCCUCCUCCUCCUGCACCUCCAGGACCACCACCUCCUCCUCUAGCUUCAGCGCCCCCCAAGAAGAAACUGUACCAGACUAUAGCUAGUGGCAAGAGUCCUGUUGAGGGGGACCAUGAGGAGGCCCGCCUGUUGCUCGGUCACAGGGAGAGCAGCUUCAGGAAGGAUCUGCAGUGGAUAUUGUUCAACAAAUAUGUUCCUUCCCUCAUCCAGGAUGGUCCACAGUGUGGUCUGGUGGCUUUGUGGAUGGCUGCUCACCUACGACAGCCGCAGCUGGGUGUUGACAUGGACACCAUUGUCCAGACAGCUUUGAAGAGGGGUUACACUGCGCAGGGGGAAAUGUUUUCAGCUCACAACAUGGCGCAGCUAGCAGAGGAGGUGUGCGCCUGCAGGGCAGAGCUCCUGACAGGAGGACUAAGAGGUGACAACGCCGCAGCCAUCAUCACACACCUGUGUGAUGGACAGCCUGUCCUCAUCCCCUAUGAUGAGGACUUCAACCAUGAGCCAUGCCAGCGUAGCGGCCACAGGGCGCACUGGGCCGUAGCUUCAGGUGUUCUCCUCGGCCUUGACCAGGGGAGCAUGAGUCAAGAGCACAUCCAGCCCGACCCCUCUCUGCCCUGGCUCUUCCUGCCCAGUGACCUCAGCUCUCCGUGUCCCGUUCCCACCGCGGGAGUCAGAGAAGCUUACAUCCUGGCUAAACAGGGCAAGAGCCUCCGCUACCAGUUGUGGAGUUUAGACUGUGUAGCUCAGAGCAACGAGCAGCUGAGGAUGAUGGACCCCCAGAGGGCCAGCGACGGGACGCUGUACGUGGUCCCUGAGGGAGGGGUGGAAGCUGGGCUAGCUGGCCAGGUAGUGGCACUGCACACAUUGACAGAGAAGUAGUGAUUACUGUGUUGCUACUGUUCAGUGGGAACCAUAUAUGGGACUGACCAUGGGCACAAAAUGCAAUACAAUCUCUGCAGUACAGAAAUGCUGUGUUAAGUUUAUUAGUCUUUUAAGUGGUAUUAUGUGAUUGAUAUAAACCUGUGCAAAUCAGGGUUUCACAACAAAAUAACUGAAUAUGCCUAUGUGCCUUACUUCUGAUACUUAAACUGAUAGUUCCAGUUCUUAUCCAUAUUGUGGUAUUUGCUCCUCACCAGUACUGUUCUUCAGAAUGAAUGAAGUACAGGCCAGUAAGCAACAUGAUUGUGAGGGGUGACCCAAAGUUGAAAAAAUGUUUUAAAAGAUUAAUUUUCCAGCCCUCUUACUUACAAACAGGUGGAAAUGCAAUGUUUCUGUAUCACCAGCUCUCCAGUUCUGUAAGUUUGUUCACACACUUGGUAGGUGAAGUCAUUAUAUAGUGAUAACAGAAAUAAAGUAGUUCCACUAGUUAUCUUGUUUGCUAACUGGAAAGGAGUGUUGGUAAUGUUUACCCAAUAAAUGUGUGUUGUUACACAUCCUUUAAAACAUUUACUCCAACUUCCCCGCUCAAAAUCCUGUUUGCUAUGCCAGGUACACUUCAUUCAUUUUGGAGAUGUAUCGCUUUAGUGAAUGUUGAUCCUGUUAUCAGUUCUAUUCAAACUCAGCAGCUAUGUGCACUUUGCCUUUGAAAUUUUGGAUAAUUUUGCAUGAGCAGCCUGAAAUGUGAUAAAUCUUCAUCACCUCUGAGAACCGUUGGUGCUAAAUAAACCACAUCAAAUUACUGAAGAAUAUUUUGACAAUAAAUUAUUCACAUUCAUGA